UAUAAAUGUAGAAUUCAAACCUUUUGGCUAACACUGUCUGUGUUGGAAAAAUACUUCUCAUCACUUUGAGCACUUUAUACUGUCUGUGAAACAUGGUGGUGGGAGCAUCAUGCAGUUGGGAAGGUUUAAUUCUGCAGGCAGCUGGAUAAGAGCAUGGGAAAAGAAAAAACAGAGGCAGAGAAAGACGUGAGACUGGGGUGAAGUUUCAGCUUCCAACAACACUAAACAGGACAGGGAAGUUAGUUAUGGAUGGAUGGGAAAUAAAAUAAAAUAAAAAAUAAAACAAACUUGAGACUGGGUUGACAGAACACAUUCCUGCAUUACAACCCAAAACAAACAAUCACAGCUACAAUGGGGGAGCUUAAGAGUAAAGCAUCUUUAUGUUAUAUAGUAGAAUAGUCAGAGUUCAGACCUAAAUCCAAUUAAGAAUUUGCAGCAAAACUAUCAGUCAUUGGCGUAUGUUUACGAAUUCCCACGAAUCCCUGCAGCAAUAUUAGGCUAUAAAUACUUUCCACUUGCUAUAUAUACAGUUUAUGACAUCACCUGAACCAGCCUGGUAUAAAGGUCACAUAAUCACCACUACCUACUCACAGCUACUGGUUGAUCCCUGUUGUGGCCCCGCCCCCGCUGAGCUCACCUGUGACACAGCAGCCGCACCUACCCGGGAUGUUCGCUCUCAUUCUCCGUGAUCUCCUCUACGUAAGGUAGAUUACCCGCAUCGCUCACCGACACUUCCUGCCUUCUCACCUGACAUGCAGGAGCUGAUGGCCUACCUCCAGGAUCCGGAGCUUGUGGCCCGGUUCCAGAGAAGAUGCGGGCUGUACCUAGUCGAAGGGUCGAAUCCGGGCCCCGGCAGGAGCCGAUCUGCGAACGGAGCCCCUAUCGCCCAGGAGAAACCACGUGGGCAGCUGCAGGGAAGCUGGGACCGGCAGGACAGCAACUCAAACUAUGAAUACAAGGACUGCAAAAAGCCUCAGUAUGAGGUAAGAAACCGGCUCCUCCACUUCCUCUUCCUGUUCUCGGCUGCUCUAGGUCAUGAAGUGUUUUACAUCACCUGCUUGCCCUGCAUACACUGGAAUCUGGACCCAUUCCUCUGCCGCCGCCUUGUCAACAUGUGGACCUUGGUGAUGUACGUUGGCCAGGUGAUGAAGGACCUACUGAAGCUUCCUCGCCCGCCCUCACCGCCUGUGGUCAAGCUUGAGACGCGCGUGGACGCGGAGUACGGACUGCCGUCCACCCACGCGAUGGCCGCCACUGCCAUCUCCUUCACACUUUUACUGAGUGCUCCCUCCAGAGUACAGUUCUGCUUCCAGACAGGCCUGCUGAUCGCUGCGACGCUCUCGUCUCUGGUGUCUCUGAGCCGACUCUACACUGGCAUGCACUCAGUUCUGGAUGUGGUUUGUGGCAUUUUGAUCACUGCCGUCCUGAUUCUGCUCACCUACCCUUUCUGGGAAUCCUUCGACAGCUUCCAGCUGACCAGCCCACUGUCCCCCAUCAUUGCUCUGUCACUGCUGCUCUUCCUGAGCUACACAUACCCAGAGCUGGACCAUUACACCACCACACGAGGAGACACCACCACCAUUCUCGGCGCGUGCGCUGGUUGCUCAGUGGGAUACUGGGCCAACGUGCAGCUGGGUGACACUUUUGAGCCCCGGGGGCCGUUACCUGUUCCUCUACCCACAGUAACGGCGCUGUCUGUGGCCAGAGGGGCUGGACGCAGCCUGGUGGGAGUUGUUGCCCUGGUGGGAACUCGGCAGAUAGUGAAGAAACUGAGUUUGGACGCGUUAUAUUCUUGGUACAAUGCUCCGAAAACAGAUAAAAAUGCCAGGAGGAGGAAGGAAAUAGAAGUACCAUCCAAGUUUGUCACAUACACAGCUGUUGGACUGGUUAACUCUAUAUUGGUCAACAGAGUCUUUGCUCUGAUUGGACUUCUAUGAUCAUCUGCCAUCCAGUAAGACUGAUCUGUAAUUACCUAAACAAUGAACUUUAUAUUUAUCUUACCGUACAUUAUUGAGCUUUUAUAAACUGAAAAAGAAGUGAAUGUGUGACUCCCCAGUGGAAAUGAUUUAUAUAAGACUGCAUACAAGACAUGUCGCUGAUGUAAAGCUUAGCUGUAAAUAAAAAAAAGUUUGUCCACACACAAAUAAAGCUUUCAUGGUUCUAAAUUUGA
Xiphophorus hellerii (green swordtail) is the source of this 2170-nucleotide messenger RNA. It is a transcript of the gene sgpp2, whose product is annotated as sphingosine-1-phosphate phosphatase 2. Gene Ontology annotation, cellular component: endoplasmic reticulum membrane. The transcript is spliced from 5 exons. Gene Ontology annotation, molecular function: sphingosine-1-phosphate phosphatase activity. Gene Ontology annotation, biological process: sphingosine metabolic process. NCBI's taxonomy places the organism in Eukaryota, Metazoa, Chordata, Actinopteri, Cyprinodontiformes, Poeciliidae. The coding region runs from base 753 to 1937 and encodes 394 amino acids. The record is from RefSeq and is a predicted model, not a curated record.